CAUUUUUCCCUAAUUCAAUAGGUUAUAAAACCAUUUGCACUACACCACGCACUCACACCGUUGUAUUUAUGCAGAAUAAAAACUAACAAACAAAAAAAUAUAAAAAGAAAAGAAAAACGUGGGGGCCAAAAAUGUGCUGGUUUAACCAUACAUAUUAAGAAAAACCCUUCAUGCAUUUGCAGGCUGCAGCUUACAUCUCCCCUCUCUCUUCUCUCUCCCAUGGCUGCCGCCAAAAAAGAGAGAAAAAAAGGAAACAGAAGUAGCUUCCUCUGCUCCUUCGCUGCCUGCUUCGGUAUUUCCAAUAAAGUCUCCGCUGAUCACAGCGACAGAAAAUCGCUCUCCGACCGCCACUCGAGAGCUGCUCCUCCGGUCAACGAUCAAUAUACCGCCGUGCCUCUGCCGGAGAUCCUGAAGAGUAGAGAAAUCGAUGUUGUGGAACAAGAUGAGGAGGAGGAGGAGCAGGAGAAGAAGAUCGCAUAUCCAUCUCCAGAUCAACUAAUUACCGCUAAUAAGAGGCGCGAAAACAGAGACGAAUUGAAAGCGACAACCACGAGUUCGAUAUUAAAGCGGACGGAUAAUCAACGCAAGCUGGUUUCUAUGCCGAUUAUACAUCAGAGGAAGCAGAAAGCGGCGGCGGUGGUUGACUCGACGGUUGGAGCGGUGAUCGUAUCGGUGACUCUGGUGGUGAUGAUAAUUUGGGGGAAAGUUUGGGCGAUUGUGUGCGCGGCAGCAUGGUUUUACUUCGUGCCGCGAUUUAGGCCGAAGAUGGACGAAUCGUACGCCGUUAAAUUCAGAAGCGGUGAAAGCGAGGGCGUUGAUUUUGAUUCGUGGGAGUAUAAGAAAAGGGUUGUUUUGCAAGGUUUGCUCCAUCGGAAUCAACACCUAUGACACAUCUAGAUGGAGGGGAGGACCUUAUAUUUGUUAAAAUGGGUGAUUGUUAAUUUAGGUAAGUAUGGUUCAUUGCUUAAUACUUAAUAUUAAUAGUAUGUGAUUUUUCACUUGUUUGAAAUUUUAGUAGUAUAUUUUAUAAACGUAGUGAUCAUAGUAAUAUUUUUCUUUAAUUUAUUGCAAAAUCAACACUUCUAAUUUGUUUGGUCACUAGAUAAUUUACAUUGCAUUUAUGAUCGGAGCUUAUCUGCUUAUGUGACUAAUAAGCGCUUACACACCUCAAUAUUUUAACAGGUAUUGGCGCCUCAUAUCAUUAUCUUUUCAAAAAUUUAUUCAUUUUCACAAACUUUAAAUUGGAUAUAUAAUAUCACAAACUUAACUUAAAUAGUCGUUGAAUUUUUCAUCGGCGGCGGAAUCCGGCUAGAUCUCGUUUGUCAUAAAAUCAUUGUUGGGGGAAUGACUGGAAUUACAAGAGAUAAACAAAAACCGGGCGUAAUACAACCCAAGAAGGAAGAACAGAACUGAAAAUACAAUGAAAACAAUGAAAUCAAACUUAGCCGAGUCGAGGAAAGUCCUCUUUCCGCAAGACGAGAUACGCCCCGGUAGUGCUCUCGGUUUGGCGUGUUGUCCCCAAAGAUAAAACGGCAACGUCUCUGGUGAAGCAGCACCGCUAUCAGCAGAGCUCCGGCGAACUGGAAGAGGAGAGGGCAGGGCUUCGGGAAGAAAAGACUAUGCAGAGAGAGUAUGAUGCUUUGUGUGUAUGUUCUGUCUUGAUGCAAGAAAUGACUAGCAGAUUUAUAGGGCCUAGUCCACUGCAGGGGUCAACUCAGCCUUGAUGGCUGUCAUCAGGGCUCAUCAUGCCGAGGUUGUAAUGGCUGGCCGUUACGGAUUUGAAAGCUGGAGAGGUUGACGAUGAAUCUAGACGCGAUACAUGCCCAAUUCAUCCGUCACACGUGGACUUCGUUACAUGGCAGCCUCGUAGACUUUGAUUGCGUCAUAGUUGACGAUAUGUCAUGCCACUAGUCUCGCUGACUAAGCGUUGGUCCAAAAAUUAAGUUUGGGCCCAAGCACCAAGCACCAAGCCCAAAGACCAAUUGCCAAGAUCCAAGCCCAAGGGUGCGGGCACGGCUCGGCGCGUGUGCGCGCGCGUGUGGGCUUCUUCAACCCAUCUUAGUCCACUAUAAUUAUUAAGUGUAGUAAAGUCACUUAAUAAAUACUACACAUUAAAAGAUGUGUCUAAUCUCCUAUGUGGGAUAAUUAACACUAGUUAAUUACUCCCUAAGCUUUAAUCUCAUAGUUUUAUUAAAAGCUACAAUGUGACCAACUUUAUUCCACUUUUUCUCACUCACCGGGAAUCGGAUUUGAGAAAGUGAAUAUACUAUGAUCAUCUACGCGGAACAUAGAUCGACGCUA
This is a messenger RNA of Salvia splendens (bonfire salvia), 2301 nucleotides long. RefSeq lists its product as uncharacterized. Lineage: Eukaryota; Viridiplantae; Streptophyta; Magnoliopsida; Lamiales; Lamiaceae. The transcript is spliced from 3 exons. The coding region runs from base 220 to 888 and encodes 222 amino acids. The record is from RefSeq and is a predicted model, not a curated record.